AUGGAUGAGGUUGCUCCAGAAUAUGACGUGGUUGUGCUUGGAACAGGUUUGACAGAAUGCGUGCUUUCAGGUGUUAUGAGCGUGAAGGGAAAGAAAGUGCUACACAUUGAUAGGAAUGACCACUAUGGCGGAGAAUCUGCCUCCUUGAAUAUCGAAGCUCUUUUCAAAAGAUACGGCAAUUACAACCAAGGCGAGGAGCCAUGGAAGAAAUAUGGCCGAGUAAACGACUGGAACGUGGAUUUGGUACCGAAACUCCUCAUGUCGAAUGGUGAAUUGACGAACAUCUUGGUGUCGACGGACGUCACGAGAUACCUCGAAUUCAAGCAGAUUGCGGGGAGCUAUGUUCAACAAGGGAGUGGGACAAGGGCAACGGUGGCGAAGGUUCCAUCAGAUGCAGGCGAAGCCCUGCGGUCACCCUUGAUGGGCCUCUUCGAGAAGAGGAGGGCAAAAAGAUUUCUCGAGUGGGUUGGAGCCUUCAAGGAGGACGAUCCGUCGACGUACGGAGGCCUCGACCUGAAUCGGUGUACGAUGAAGGAGGUCUACGACAAAUUUGGCCUCGAAGCAACCACGCGCGACUUUAUCGGCCACUCAAUGGCUCUGUACCAGACAGAUGAAUACAUCAACCAGAAAGGCGCUGCCAAAGAGACGGUUGUUAGAAUACGGCUUUAUGCCAACUCGAUGGCCCGGUAUGGGAAGUCUCCUUACAUUUACCCUCUCUACGGUCUCGGCGAGCUGCCGCAAGGCUUCGCACGUCUGUCAGCCAUCUACGGUGGAACUUACAUGCUUAAUACGAACAUCGAUGAGGUCGAAUACGAGGGUGGGAAAGUGUCAGGCAUCAAAGCGACGAUGCGCGAAAGAAGCGAGGAUAGCGAAGGCAUGAAGUUCUCGACAAAAACCACGAAAAUCAUCGCAGAUCCAUCGUACUUCCCCGGCAAGGUCCAGGUCAUAGCACAUCUGCUGAAGGCUAUCUGCAUCCUCACGCAUCCGGUAGCAAACACAGAGAACAGUGACUCUGCACAGCUUAUCAUUCCACAGUCACAGGUCGGCCGAAGGAACGAUAUAUACAUCGCCAUUGUGUCUUCAGCGCACAAUGUCUGUCCUAAAGGCUACUACAUCGCUAUCGUCUCCACCAUCGCAGAGGGUUCAAGCAACCACCACCUUGAGUUGCAACCUGGGUUUGACAGGUUAGGAAAGAUUGAGGAGAAGUUCAUGGGCGCACCGAUACCGCUCUACGAGCCUUUGGAGAGCGGAAGGAACGAUAACAUAUUCAUUUCGAAGAGCUACGACGCCACUAGCCAUUUCGAGACGACUACAGACGACGUGAGAGAUAUUUACAGGCGGGCAGAGCAAGAGGAACUGGUCGUAGAAGGCUUGCGGGAAGGCGACAAUCUUGUUGGACAGGAUCUGAUCCAUGAGCUCAAAGGCUCAGGCCAGUCUUCGGAAUCCUCGGCCAGCGUUUCAUUCCCUCACCGCAGCUUCUCAGUCUCAUCACUUGACCCAGCGUCCUUAUUGGUCGCAGCCUUUCCUCCAUUCCUUCUAGAACUCCACCUCGAAUUCAACGCGCCAGAGCUCCGCGGCGCCAGCAAAGAUGGCAGCUAUCUGAGUGGCGAUGUGAUCAAGGUCUAUGUUGGGCCAAAAAGAAAACGCUACAGCGUCCACAAAGCCCUUCUGACCCAGUAUGAAUGGUUCCGCAACAAAAUCAACUAUUUUACCGUCACGUUUCCCCUCCAUGAUCUUCUCGCCGAGGACCCCAAAGUUUUCGAGCUUCUGAUCGGCUGGCUCUACCGCAAUAAUCUGAAUGCGAUCUCUACCACCGACGAGGAGGUCGCUGAGAAAGAGGUGGCACUUAGCGUCGACCUGUACCUCCGAGCAUGCGAAUGGGACAUGCCCGAACUGCAAAACGCGCUCAUGGACCGGAUGAGAAUUCGAACAACUUGUGAAUAUGGAUUUUUCCCACGAAAGCUCAUCAAGACAAUCUACGAGAGCACAGAAUCCCUGUCACCUCUGCGUUCUUACAUCGUCGACAGCUUCAUCUACAAGGGCAUUCAAUGGGAUGAAGAUGCCGAGAUUGAAGACCCGAUCGAUGAACAUUUCUUCCUGACCCGCAAAAGUGCGCUCAAAACCCAACUGGACGCCGGGAAUCAGGAAUUCGUGCUCGAUUGCUACGAAGCAUUGUUCCAGCUCUGCGCGAAGUCUAAGAUUCGAGAUCCGGAUCGCGGGACCGGCUGCGUCUAUCACGCGCACAAGAGGGGGGGGAGAAGUGCCGGAGAUGAGCGAGCAAAGGGACGCUUGGGGCGCAACGGCAAUCACUUCAACGGAGGGUCUCAAGCGACGGUGCCAAUUGCGCAUGCACACCGGGAGUUCAGGCAUUCAAGGAAGGCACUUCCCUCUGGAAGGGUGGUCUGA
Molecule: messenger RNA, 2406 nt
Organism: Letharia lupina
Lineage: Eukaryota; Fungi; Ascomycota; Lecanoromycetes; Lecanorales; Parmeliaceae
Exons: 11
Coding region: 1-2406 (801 amino acids)
Biological process (GO): small GTPase-mediated signal transduction; vesicle-mediated transport; protein transport
Cellular component (GO): cytoplasm
Molecular function (GO): Rab GDP-dissociation inhibitor activity
Source: RefSeq, a predicted model, not a curated record